This is a messenger RNA of Bufo bufo (common toad), 4752 nucleotides long. RefSeq names its product spermatogenesis associated 13 (gene SPATA13). The record is from RefSeq and is a predicted model, not a curated record. Lineage: Eukaryota; Metazoa; Chordata; Amphibia; Anura; Bufonidae. Bases 510 to 4289 code for a protein of 1259 amino acids. Gene Ontology annotation, molecular function: guanyl-nucleotide exchange factor activity; protein binding. The transcript is spliced from 13 exons.
CUCCCCCAUCUCCUAACAGCUUCUCCUCCCUCUGCCUCCAAGUCUACACCCUCCUCCUCCUCCUCCCCAAAUGCACUCCCUGCUGCCAGCUGCACAAUUCCACUGUUUUAGCCUGGCUCUCAGCUGAAGCCUGCACAUCACACUGGCUCCCUUGGACUUUUCUUGGACUCCUUCAAGCAGCUAUGGGCUCCUUGACUUCUGCAAAUCCAUAAGGAAUGCAUAUAGACCACCCUUUUCUACAAAUGACAUGUACUGGAGAGAAAGGCAAGACAGAGGAGCUGCCUCCUUCAGCAGUGGGGACCACCAGACAGACUGCCUCUAGGUCUAGGCACCUUGCAUCAGUCACAGGGCGAGCAGAGGGCUGCCGUUGGGAACCUCCAUGCAAACAAUAGAAGCGGGAAAGCAAGACACAAAAGACCUUGAGCAGAUGACACUUUUGCAUUUUGAGACAAGCUUAUAUUAUAACGUCGUGCCUGAGCACCGUAGAUUGAAUUCAUCCUGAUGCUCACAUGGUUGAGAGUAUGACGUCACCCUCCAAGGGCUGUGGGAACAGUUCUGUAGUAACCUCUCAAGGUAUAGACAAAAGUGUCUCAAGAACUCUCUCAGAUGGCAGCUGUCACAAUGGGACAUGCAGCAAUAAAGGGGACUCCCAGGAUGAUCAGGACUCCUUCAAGCCCUCAAACUUCUUCACUAGCUCAAAACAACGGCUGAGUCCUAAUAAUGAAAGGCCCCGUUCCAUGAUAGGUGUGGGAAACUCCUCAACCUGGAAUGCAUUGUCCUCUCUGAGGAAGAUGGGUUCUUUCAAAAAACUCAAGUCAUCGGUUUUGCAAGGAAUUCAAGCAAAAGAAAACUCUAACAUCAUAAGCGAAUGCAGAGGUGACAUCCAGAAGUGCUUGUCUUCUGAGUGUUUGAGUUCUCAGACCACUUGUAGGUUGCCUAGCUCAAAAUCAUCGCCUGAUCAUUGUAAUUUGGUGGAUGGUCGCCAGUCUGAUGGAUCCGACAUGGAGGAGCCUGAUAACUCCUUCUUGCGAAGCACUCAUAGAUCCCGCAGCAUUAGACGUGCCUACGGAGCUGGCCGAAUCAACUUAUUAGAUGGUGACAAAACGCGUGUAGCCCAUAGUCCUCUAAGUUUGUCUCCUGUUGGAAAGGAACACCAUGUGUGUGAGAUCAUAGUGAAGGACCUGGAAAGCAACAAAGUCAUCUACAGACGAAGUAAAAGCACAGACAACCUCAACUUUCUCAAAAAGAGCUCAUUCAAAAGGAAAUCUACUUCAAAUCUAGCGGAUGUAAAAUCCAGUAGUGAAAAGGAGAUCCUACAAAAAAGUAGUCUAAACACCUCUGAGGAUGCUGAUAAUCUUGGUGGGACUCCUGAAAGAAGAUCAAAGCGAUGGAGAAGUCCAAUCAGGGCAAAAGACUUUGAUAGAGUAUUAAAGAUAAUGAGCAAUGUUACAGAUGGACAUUGGAAAAGAGACGGUAGCAAGUGCAGCUCUCCAACUCCUGAAGAACCCCCCAGGAGUAGGCCAAACAGUCGGCUGCAUGAUGACUAUUCCAGGAGAGUUUCUACCAGUGCUGACAUCGAAAAGAAGAGGUGUAUAUAUAAUCCAUAUUCCCCAUCUUCUGAGACGAGGAUGCCACAGAACACCAGUAGAACCCACAUGAACGAUCUUGAAACACACGUGCUGCCUACCAAUUUAACUUUGUACUCUUCAGGAGGCCUUUCCGAAACAUGUAGUCCAUCUCCUACUAGCAGUAGCUUAAGCCAGUUGGCCAGUGAUGUAUUUUAUUCAGACACUGAGGAACUUAAAUCGAUCCCUCAUUCUGCUUCAGAUUUAGGAAUUCCUGGAACACCCAUGAGACCGACCGCUCCCAAGCCACAGAGCCCCAGUACUUCCAUCGUGGGUACUAACCGCAACAGCAAUUUAUCAUUGAGCUCUAUGGAAAGUGAUGAAAGGGCUGAAUUAUGUGCCAUAAAAGUGGACAGAAGUCCUCAGUCCUUUAAGGACACCAUUAAGAUUACUUAUUAUGAUGAUGGUACCGAGGAUAGUGGAGUCAGCAGCCACUCUCAGCUGAGCCUCAACGUGGUUAAUGAAGAAAAGCAUGAGGUCACAACAGAAGAUUCCAGGACCAAAUCUCCAUCUCCAGAUGAGGAAAAGGCAGAGUCUCAAAAAGUGUCAUCUCAGAAAUGGGCCACUGGAAAAAGCCGAUGUAGGCCAAGACCUCUUUCGGACUAUGGUCAAAUGGCCAUUCGCAGUUUCUCCAUCCCAGAAGACUCUGUUACUAUGGAUUGCCAAAAUGCUGAUGGUGGGAACGGUACAUUUCCCUCCCGUUCUGUUAGCGAGGAAACAAAAGAUCACAAACGUAGCUCGGAGUUCAAAGGAAACGUUAAAAGAAGACCCAUUUCUGUAAUAGGUGGUGUCAACCUGUAUGGGACAAGCGAGGAUGAGGAGAAUGGAGAUAUGCUUCAAAAACCGAUCCCUCGGCCUCCUGUACCAUCACACAAAGUGCCUCCGUACAAGGCGGUCUCUGCUCGCUUACGGCCCUUUGCCCUCUCACAAAGCACACCGAUCGGCCUUGAUCGCGUUGGACGCAAGAGGACUAUACGAGCUUCUAAUAUCUCUACAGAUGGAGGAGCAGAGUCCACAACAUUGACUGAUGACAACGGCAGCGAAGAGGAGUACAGCUUUGAUGACCGCUACCAGGCCAAUCCAAGAUACCUGCAGCCAGGAGGAGAGCAGUUAGCCAUCAAUGAGUUGAUAAGUGAUGGUAGCACCGUUUAUGCAGAAGCUUUAUGGGAUCAUGUCACCAUGGAUGAUCAGGAGCUGGCCUUCAAGGCCGGAGAUGUCAUACGAGUCCUUGAAGCUUCAAAUAAGGACUGGUGGUGGGGGCGAAUCGGAGAUGCUGAAGCCUGGUUUCCAGCAAGUUUUGUUAGGUUACGGGUAAAUCAAGAAGAUGUUUCUGAGAACUCUGGAAGCCUUCAAGAUGAGGAUCAUGAUCCUGAUAUUGCUAAAUUUCGUCACAAGAGCCCUGAAAACAAGGAUCAAAUGCGAACAAAUGUAAUUCAAGAGAUAAUGAACACAGAGCGGGUCUACAUCAAACAUCUGAAGGACAUCUGCGAGGGCUACAUCAAGCAAUGUCGAAAGCACACAAGCAUGUUCACUGAAGCACAACUAAAAACCAUCUUUGGAAACAUUGAAGACGUCUAUAAGUUCCAGAAAACCUUCUACAAGAACUUGGAGAAGCAAUACAACAAGGAAGACCCUCAUUUGAGUGAAAUUGGGGCCUGCUUCCUUGAAAAUCAGGAUGGAUUUUCAAUCUACUCUGAGUACUGUAACAACCACCCCAACGCCUGCCUGGAGCUUUCCAACCUGAUGAAGCACAGUAGAUAUCGGCACUUCUUUGAGGCCUGCCGGCUGCUACAACAGAUGAUCGAUAUUGCUAUUGAUGGCUUCCUGCUGACUCCAGUCCAGAAGAUCUGCAAGUAUCCUCUGCAGCUAGCCGAGCUGCUCAAGUACACAACCCAGGACCACAGGGAUUACAACAGAAUAAAAGAAGCCUAUGAAGCCAUGAAAAAUGUGGCCUGCUUAAUUAAUGAACGGAAAAGACGGCUGGAGAGCAUUGACAAGAUUGCCUGCUGGCAGGUCUCCAUAGUUGGGUGGGAGGGACAAGACAUUUUAGCCAGAAGUUCUGAGCUGAUCCAUUCAGGGGAACUAACAAAGCUCUUCAAACAAAGCAAGAGCCAGCAGAGGACUUUUUUCCUCUUUGACCACCAGCUGGUCUUCUGCAAGAAGGACUUGUUGCGCAGAGACAUCUUGUAUUAUAAAGGAAGUAUAGACAUGGACGAAAUGGAAUUCACUGACGUAGAAGAUGGAAAGGACAGGGACUUCAAUCUUAACAUUAAGAACGCUUUUAAGAUGGUGAAUAGGCAAACUGAUGAAGUGCAUUUAUUUUGUGCCAAGAAACCGGAGGACAAGCAGAGAUGGCUGCAAGCAUUCUUAGAUGAACGAAAGAGAGUCCAGGAAGACAAAGAUAUGGGUAUGGAAAUAUCAGAAGACCAAAAGAAACAAGCCAUGAACAAUGCGAAGAAGUCAAGGCAGGGGAAGAUGAAAGGUGUCACUUACAAUGGAUUUCCUGCAGUCCCUUCUCAUCAAAACUUGCACCCGAUCCACCAGCGCCACAUCACGGUGCCCACCAGCAUUCCACAACAGCAGGUGUUUUCCCUGGCCGAGCCUAAGAGAAAGACUUCUCCGUUCUGGAACACAAUCACUAAGCUCACACCCUUCAAGAAAUGAGGACCUCUGAUAUGAAGUAGAACUACUGUAUUUAUGUGAAGGACACUUGCAGUAUUUCGAGACAGAAAGUUUUGCGGUCAAUUGUACUUCUCAAUAACUUAAAGGGAAUCUGUCACCUGGUUUGACCAUAUUAAGCUCUCACCAUUGCCAUGUUUAAUAAAAUACCUGAUCUCCUGCAGUGGUUUUCUAUUUUAUCAAACAUGGCAAUGGUGAGAGCUUAAUAUGGUCAAACCAGAUGACAGAUUCCCUUUAACUAGUGUUUUCCUAGAGGAUGGUAAAAAAACAAACAAAAAACACAAUAAUGUGAAAUUGGUGAUCAGAUACUGUGGGGGGUAUUACCAUCCACAAGUACAUGCUGUUGAUGAAUUAUUUUAUUUAUUCCUAAAAUGGUUUGAUUUUAUGGAACGUUUUUAUAUAUGUAAAUAUAUGUAAUUUUUUUUAAAUUAGUCUGGUUCUAAUGAGA